Chironomus riparius is the source of this 1735-nucleotide messenger RNA. The record is from the annotation of a GenBank genome assembly. Lineage: Eukaryota; Metazoa; Arthropoda; Insecta; Diptera; Chironomidae.
UUUGUGAGAGUUCAGUUCGUAGGAAAAAAUCAUUCAUUUAAUUCAAAUUGAUUUUUUAAAUCAGUGCUAAUAAUUGAUCUGUAGUAUUAAGUGACACAAUAAAAUUAAUGGAUCACGAUGCGGUUUUAAAGGAACUCAGUUUUGGGAAAUAUCAAGUGAAAAUUUUGUUGUUGAUAUUUUUUCCAGUUCUAUUUGCAGCUGCUAAUACAGUAACUUAUAUAUUUAUUGCGCGAGCACCACCUUAUAGAUGCUUUGUUGAUCAAUGUGAACAGUUCGAAAAUGCUAAAUAUGAUCAAGAUUGGUUGCAGCACGCUGUACCGGGUUCAAUAUCAAAUGGUAAAUUCGAACCUGAUGGAUGUUUCAAAUAUAAUUUUAACGAUACAGGAUUAAUUACAAAUAAUACUUGCGUCGCUAAUUUGUUCGGUAAAAAUAAAACAAAGUGCAAUAAGUGGAUAUUUGAUGAAAAUGAAGUCACAAUGAUAAAUGACUGGCCUAGUGAAAUGACGUGUAAUGAAAAUGAAUGGAAGCUUGCCUUAAUUGGAACCUCAAAUUUUGCUGGAGUUAUGGUUGGAUCUGCAGUAUUUGGAUUUAUUGCAGAUUCAUACGGAAGACGAGCUAGUUUCAUUUCAUCUUUAGUUUUUAUGUCAUUAACUGGAAUUGGACAGGCACUGUCCCCAUCCUAUGCGAUGUUAAUGAUAUUUACACUUUUAAAUGCCGCCGGAUCAAUCGGAGUUUACUAUUCAACAUUUGUUCUGAUCAUUGAAAUGCUAGACAAAGAAAAACGCGAGAUUUCUUCAGUUUUCAUAAAUUACUCUUGGGCUGUUGGUGCAGUAAUGGCAGGUGCAAUUGUAUAUUUUGAUAGUAAUUGGAGGCAUUUAACAUUGUGGAUAGCAGCUCCACCAAUUAUUUUCAUUUUUGAGUAUUGGUUCGUUCCUGAAUCUUUACGCUGGCUUAUAUCGAAAAAAUCUUAUGGACAAGCAUACAUAAUAGUUCAAAAAGCGGCUAAGGACAAUAAGAAAGAACUUUCAGCCAGCUUUAUUAAUCAAUUUGAAACACAAAAUGGCUGUAAAGCUUCAGAAGUUCAAGAAUCUCAAAUACUUGAACAUCGAUCAAACACAAACUACUUGGAACUUCUAAGAUCUAAAAAGCUUUUGAUCCGCGUUCUUGUUCUCUGCUUUAUAUGGAGCACUAAUACACUAGUAUUUUAUGGACUAUCUCUUUAUUCUAUCAGUUUGAGUGGAAACAUUUACUUCAACUUUAUAUUUGGAAGCCUGAUAGAAAUUCCAGGAACAACCAUAGCUUGGAUUUCAAUGAACAAAAUUGGUCGUCGAUAUCCAUUAGUGAUAUCAUUUUUAAUCUGUGGAAUUGGAAGUAUUUUUGGAGCUUUUGUUGAUGCUGAGGUUGUGUGGCUUCAAGUUUUUUCGUUUCUAAUCAGCAAAAUGGCGAUAUCAACAACUUUUACCAUUGCGUGCGUUUAUACUGCUGAGAUGAUGCCAACAAACACAAGAAGUGGAUGCAUUGGAGCAUUCUCAACAAUAUCACGUCUAUCAUCUCUUCUUGCUCCGUUUGUUCCACUACUUAAAAAUUACUACAGCUUCCUUCCGUUGCUGGUUUUUGGAUCUUUUCCAUUAGCAGCUGGAUGUCUUUCUCUGUUACUUCCAGAAACUCUAGGUUCUAGCUUACCUGACACAAUUAUUGAAGCUGAAAAUAUCGGAAAAUGAUUAGUCACUUUUAU